Molecule: messenger RNA, 2185 nt
Organism: Paramecium sonneborni
Lineage: Eukaryota; Ciliophora; Oligohymenophorea; Peniculida; Parameciidae
Source: the annotation of a GenBank genome assembly
AUGUAUGAGGUGGCAAUUAUUUUUAAUGAAAAAAUAUAAGAUGAUGAAAUUUAGUUGAUAAGUAAUAUACUCAAAGGCUUUGGAUUUACAUAUACAGUGAUCUUUCAAAAUACAUCAAUUGUUAUGAUGCUUUAUCUAAAGAAUGUAAAACAUAAUAAUUAUUUAGAAUGAUCUAAUUCUAUAAACUCUAUCAGAUUUACAUAUAGAAUUACCUAAAUAUUCUAAGAAAUCCUUCUAAUCAAAAAUUUAGAUCUAGAAUAGAAAGAAAUUAGAAAAGUAUCGUUAAUUCAUUAAGAUUCGAGAUUUUUUAGAUUCGAAUAUAAAAGAAAUGGAAUUGUAUUCUAAAUUUAAAUAUUCAGAUAAAAAUAAAUAUGAAGAUUCCUAAAAUAUAGUGGAGAUUGAUUCUCAUCUUAGAGAAAUAGCUAUUUAUUAAAUAUUAGCUACAAUAAAAAAUAGUUAUGAUAUUAGUAAUGAAUAAUAAUAUAUGUUUGUUGCUUUAAAAUAGAAAGGAUUAUUAUUAGAUAUAUGUCCAGUGAGAACAUUUAGACAUAGUACAUAUGGAGAAUUGAAAUAAAGUUUUGAACUGAAAGUUAAUUUUUUGGAUUAACUUGUGGGUAAUAUUAGAUCUUAAAUGGGAGAAUAAAUAGCAUUUUAUUUUGCUUUCCUUCUUUAUUUAAUUAAAAAUAUGUUAAUCUUAGUAAUUUUUGGAUUGAUUACUUUUUUUUUGGAUGAACAUUAUAAAUAUGAUGUAACUAAAUCUCCAUUUGAACCAUUAUAUGCUGCUCUUACAGUUUUAUGGGCUGCAUAUUUUGUAAGUAAAUGGAAUUAAAGAUAAUUAGAAUAUUAAGUGAAAUGGAGAAGUUAAGGAAAGAAUUUUGAUCAUUUAUCAUCUAAACUUGAAUUGUCUUUACUUAAAUGUUUAAAACAUAAAAGUCACUUUUAAAUUUAAGAAUCACUUAGAAGAAUUGUUUAUUCUGAUGAAUUAGAUCCUGUAUCAGGAUUAAAAGUAUAAAUCAAAAAAAAUAUAUUUAAAAUUUAUUUGGAUUCUGCAAUUCGAAUAAUUGGAUAUGUCAUUCUAUUAGUUGCAUUUCUUAUUGUCUCUUUAAAUAUGAGAGGAUAUGUAGAUUCUAAAUAAUCAUUUUAUAUUGAAAUUAUUUAGAUUCCUUAUUGUAAGAAUAUUUAUGUAUCUUAUUUAUUGGCAGUAAUUCAUGUGGUUUUUGUUAAUUAUUUAAAUAGUAAAUAUAAAUAGGUAUCUAUUACAACUUCAUUAUCAGAAGAUCAUAAAAGUUUGUAAACUUUUGAAAGAUCACUUAUUAUUAAAAGAUUUACAUUUGAAAUCUUCUCUGCUUUUUUUGAUUUCUUUUAUAUAGGAUUUGUAAAUGAUGAUAUUAAUCAAUUGAAAUAAGAAAUGAUUUAAAUGUUUAUGGUUGAUGAAUUGAGAAGAAUAUUUACUGAAACUAUUCUACCUUCAAUUUCUAAAUUAUAAUUAAUUUAAUAAUAGAAAUACAUAAUAAAAAGAAUGCCAAAAGAAUAAUUAGAGGCUAUAAGCUAAGAAUUUUAAAUCAAUGAAACAUAAAUUGUAUAAGUACUUUAAAGUUAAUUGAUUUCAUGUUAUUUACCUAAAUAUGAAUCAUUUGAUGAUUAUUUAGAAAUUAUUCUUAAUUUUGGAUAUGUAUGUUUUUUCACAUCUGCUGUGAGAGUGGCAGGAAUAGUUGUUACACUCUUUUUAUUUAUAGAAUUCUUUUCAGAUUAUUAUAAGAUAUAUCACCUAUAUUAAAAACCUUUUGCAGUUAAAUCUAAUUCUAUUGGUCCAUGGACUAAAGCAAUGGAUAUCAUUUGUGUUAUUAGUGUAUUUACAAAUUUAAUGUUAUUUGCUGUUGCAAGUGAUUAAAUUGUUAAGUUCUUUCCUAAUUUAUUUGAAGAGACCAACACUUAACCCUAAAUAACAUAAGCCUAAUAUGAUGAAAUUGAAGAUAAUGAAAUUAAAAUUAUGUUUUAAACUUGUGGUUUAUUAACAGCAAAGCCUCUUCCUAAUAAAUCAUCUUAAGCAACAUUAGUAGUUAUAUUCAUUGAACACAUUCUAUUAAUUAUGAUAUAUUUUAUUAAGAAAUUAAUCAAUUUACAAUAAACUUGGGUUGAUAUUUAUUUGAAAAGAAAAAUAUACAAGAGAUCCUUAAAAGAAUGA